Messenger RNA from Cajanus cajan (pigeon pea), 1291 nucleotides. NCBI's taxonomy places the organism in Eukaryota, Viridiplantae, Streptophyta, Magnoliopsida, Fabales, Fabaceae. The record is from RefSeq and is a predicted model, not a curated record.
CAAUUGCAUGCCAUGCCACUUGUUGCUACAUAUACUAUCCCCUCCUUAUUAUCCAAAUGCAAACAACACAACACACACCUUCGCCCCUUUCAUUUAUAAAUCCCAAUAAUCUCACUCAAUUACAAACAACAACUCUGCACUAGGAAACUUUACCUUCAUUUGAUUCUUUUUUAUUUUUUACUUCAUCAAAGAAAAUGCAAGAAAGAGAACCAAGUUCUGAGGGCUCCAAAAUCUGCAUUGAACCAAAAAAGGUUCAAACAACUGGGCUGAAAGUUCCAGUAAUAUACUACCUUUCCCGAAAUGGCCAGCUUGAGCAUCCUCAUCUCAUGGAGGUUUCAAUCUCUUCUCCACAGGGAGUACUUUGUCUCAAAGAUGUGAUAGAUAGAUUGAGUUUUCUACGAGGACAAGGAAUGGCCAACAUGUAUUCUUGGUCAACUAAAAGGAAUUACAAAAACGGGUUUGUGUGGCAAGAUUUGUCGGAGAAUGAUUUCAUUUACCCAAGUAGUGGCUAUGAGUAUGUCCUGAAAGGAACACAAACAAUGGAAGCUUCAGCUUCUUUGAGCUUUCGAUCCUGUGAGACAAUAUCAACAUCAGGCUCCAAGGAUUCCACCGAAGCCAACAAUUGUAGCACGUGUGAGGAGUCCCCUGCCACCAUGAAGGGGAGAAGGAGCCAAUCAUUGAACUCGAGUGAUUACAAGCUUUACAAGGCUAAGACAUGCGAGGAGUUUGCUUGGAAAGGUACUAAUGCGUGGACUCAGACUGAGGAGAAGCGUAGGGAAAGGAAAGUUGAAGAGUGUGAAGGAAAUGAUGCAAUAAGGAAUAAGGAAGGGUCUUUCCGGUUUUCUAGUUCUAGUUUUGGAGCGUUGGAAGGGUCUUUGGAGGGUUAUGGAUCAGCAGAUAUCAGAAGCCAGAGGGUAGAGAAUGAACGUCCAAGUGGGAGGAUGAGGAUCAAGGCUUCAGAAGUUCUCUUGCAGUUCAUCAGGUGUGGAUGAUCUUAAAGGUUCAUACAUAUUGUGAUUUGUGAGUACGAAAGAAAAACUAUAAAUCACUCAAAUUAAAUAGGUAUCAUUAUGGAUUAUGCAGCUUUUAGUUGAGUUAGAAAUGGAACAAUAAAUUGAGUGAUUUGUGUCCUUUUGAUCUACUUAACAUGAAAUGAAUUAUUGCUCCUUGUAUGUUAUGCAUGAUCAUUUGUAUGGAGCAAAACUAUUUUCCUUGUUCUAUUUGGUUGAACUCAAUACCCCAAUGGAAAUGUUAGCUUACACAAGUUUAAUAAUCCAAACAAGUUAUUUCA